Neopelma chrysocephalum (saffron-crested tyrant-manakin) is the source of this 3392-nucleotide messenger RNA. RefSeq names its product neuropeptide S receptor 1 (gene NPSR1). Gene Ontology annotation, cellular component: cytoplasm; membrane. NCBI's taxonomy places the organism in Eukaryota, Metazoa, Chordata, Aves, Passeriformes, Pipridae. The transcript has 9 exons. Gene Ontology annotation, biological process: positive regulation of release of sequestered calcium ion into cytosol; neuropeptide signaling pathway. The record is from RefSeq and is a predicted model, not a curated record. Gene Ontology annotation, molecular function: neuropeptide receptor activity; vasopressin receptor activity. Bases 101 to 1222 code for a protein of 373 amino acids.
CAGUGAGAAGCUGGUUUUGUGCUGCGCUUUUACGGGAGAAGCCUGGCUGCAUUAACUCUUACUAAAACAAGCACCUAGACAACUCGCACAAAAUCCAGUGAUGGAGGUCAGCUCCACAGAAGCCAGCAGCAGCUCCCAGGGAGGCACCGGCUGGCUGGAUCUUACCCUUGUCACCUGUACUGAAACGGUGACUUUCACUGAAGUGGUGAGAGAAGAGGAGUGGGGAUCCUUUUACUAUUCCUUUAAGACAGAGCAGCUGCUGACUCUUUGGAUUCUCUUUAUUGUCACAAUUGCUGGAAAUGCCACCGUGCUCUUCUCUACCUGGAGGAGGAAGCGGAAAUCUCGAAUGACCUACUUUGUUACACAGCUGGCAAUCACAGAUUCAUUCACGGGACUCAUAAACAUAAUGACUGACAUAAUUUGGCGCUACACUGGAGAUUUUAUGGCUCCUGAUAUCGUUUGCAGAAUCGUUCGCUACUUCCAGGUGGUCCUUCUCUAUGCCUCGACUUACGUCCUUGUGUCACUAAGCAUAGACCGGUAUCAUGCCAUAGUUUACCCAAUGAAGUUCUUGCAAGGAGAAAGACAGGCGAAAGUGCUUAUUGGAGUGGCCUGGAGCCUCUCUUUCCUGUUUUCCAUACCAACUCUGAUUAUUUUUGGGAAACGGCAGCUCUCCAAUGGAGAAGUGCAGUGCUGGGCUCUCUGGCCUGAUGACUCCUACUGGAUACCCUACAUGACAGUGGUGGCUUUCCUGGUGUAUUUCAUUCCUCUGAUCAUUAUCAGUGUCAUAUAUUCAAUCGUGAUUCGAACCAUCUGGAUGAAGAGCAAAGCUCAGGCUGUCAUCCUAUCCAGCUGUCCUGGUGGCACAACCUCUGCUGGCUACACCAGUCGUGGGUUCAUAUCAAGGGCAAAAGUGAAAGCGAUCAAGUACAGCAUUGUAAUUAUCCUUGCAUUUGUUCUCUGUUGGAGCCCUUACUUUCUUUUUGAUAUCCUGGACAACUUCAACAUACUGCCUGAGACUAAAGAGCGCUUCUACGCAUCCGUGAUCAUUCAGAACCUGCCAGCCUUGAACAGUGCCAUCAAUCCCCUCAUCUACUGCUUCUUCAGCAACCGCCUCUGCCCCCCUUUCGAGGAAAGAAGAACUCAAAGGCUGGGAGGGACUUUCCGAGAAAGGAGCGAUGGAGGGCAGGAGUUGCAGGUCCUGUCCAAACCAGAAUACAUCUAACACAGACGAUGCUUCGCAAAGCCACGCUGGAACCCAUACCGAAGAAAACAGAGGUCCCCUACAAGCCCUGUCAUUGUGAAGCAGAUGGACACUGGCAAGAGCCUACAAUUUGCUGCUCUCGUGCACCUUACAGCAUAUAUAUUUUGGAUCGGCAUUGCAGCUUCAGCAAUCUCACACUGCCAGUGCCAAACUCAGCGCGAGGUUUUUGUCUGCCUCUGUUUUGAGGCUUCAUCUUGGCCCUCUGUUUAAAGCAAGCUGUAAUCUAUGCAUGCUCCCAACAGCAAAAAAAAAAAAAAAAAAAAAAAAGUAAAAGGUGUCUAGUCAGAGUCUUCUCUCUUUUCCAGGAGUCGCUAAAAGCCAUCUACUGUACCAUCUGGCUCAUAUAACUUAUAGAGUGUUUACAAGUAAUUACAGAGCAAGGACCCCAGUUAAAAUGAAAACAUGGGCACUUUUCCAAUGAGAACACACCCCUGCCACUCAAUAUAAUUAUAUCUGUUUUCAUACAGAACCACUUACAAAGUCAUAGCCAGAGAAGAGGGAAAUAAAGGGUUGUGUCACUGCCUCUCACAUCUCCUGGCCUAGCUUCUCACCUCAUGCCAGCCACACCAUCCCUGUAGCUCUUCUCCCCAGCCAGCGCGAUAUUUCCCUACUGUGCUACCUUGGCACACCAGUGGCACCCCAGGAUCCCAGAAGGGCUCCACAUGACACAUCCGGAUAAUCAUUUAUUUCUGGGCUACUAAGGAAGUGUUUGCCAGCCCCUCCCAGACCCCAUGGUUCAUCCCAUGCACAGAUCCUUAUGUGCUUCUGUGACAAAGGCCCUGAACAGUCUUUUCAGGACCCUAUGGGGAGCUGCCAUACAGGGCACUUUGUCAUUGCAGAUUAAUCUCGCCACCCACACAGCAGCAUUUCCCUACCCCCUGCCCUAUGUAAAUCAUCCCUGCCACUUUAAUCAUGCAAGGAACCAUACACAUCUUUGCACAAACUCAGAGCUGGAAAAAGACCCAAGUGAAACCAUAAAACUCAAAGUACAUUUAGAAAAAAUUAGCUGUUGAUGAUCCAGUCUUCUAAACUCAUUGUGAGGCUCAAAGAACACCAUCCGUCAGGCAAAGCUUUGCUGCACGGCACCCAAGCAGUUGGGCAUCCCCUUCCCCCAGCCCUCAGGGCAUCCUCCCACCACACUGUUCUCAAGUUUAGGGAGAAAUUUCUCAUGCAGGUUAAGUGGGUGGGGGAAUGAUAUUAACCCCUGUGCUCCUUUUACCACAAAGCAGCUUGAAGUGUUUGUGCGAUAAUACACUCUAACCAGCUGUAUGGCAAGUGUAUUUGUUUCCUCUCAGUAAAAAAAUUAUUCUUACUUAAAUGGAGUCAGUUUUAAAACCUUUUUUUAUUAUUAUGAUCCUUUGCAAUGAGUUUGUUCCCUGCAAAACAAGAAUUGAAUAAAAUUUAUUUAUAAUUACCUAUAUUACUAAAAUACUUUUUCCUAAGAAGGAGAUAUAAAAAUUGUGGGGCUUUAUGUUCUCAGUAAAAUAAAUAAGGUAUCUCUCUUUAUUACCAUGAAGUUCUGUUACUUAGAUUCUAUGUCUAAAUUUUAAUAACUGCUUAAUUAAAACUAUGAAUCUACACCAGCCCUUACAGUAGCCACCUUGGAUAGACUGUAUAUAAGAACUAGACAAGAUUUUUUUCCCGAGGGCACGUAGUAACUUUCCCAAAAGUGGACUGCUUGGUUUAAGCUUCAUACUAACAUAGAUUGUGGGAUUUAACUUUUUCAUCUGAUACAUAUACACUGGCUACCUACUUUCAAACAAUUAAUAGAGUUUGUAGAUUUAAUACCUGUAAAUCAGAUAACAUUUCUGAGCAGUAAUUUAAUUUGCAAAUUUAAUGUGACUCAGUCUCACUAAAAUUUACACAUAAUUCUGUGUGGUCACCACAGGAAUUAUCCCAUCUAAAUUAAGCAUAUGCAUGAAUUAAUGUAGGACUCUAGACUUACAUGAAGUCAUUAUUCAUUUACUUUCAAAAAACAGUCUUUUGUUUCAUUCAUUACUCUAUUAUGUACCAUUUACAUGCUGUUAAUAUCCUUGCUCCUCUGGACCUGAUUGUGAUGCCUUUCCUCAUAUGAGACUCUUUCAGUUUAAAUGACCUCACACUGCUUUUGUCUGCAUCCCUUCCAAGUGCU